This is a messenger RNA of Kwoniella shivajii, 1011 nucleotides long. RefSeq lists its product as uncharacterized. The record is from RefSeq and is a predicted model, not a curated record. Bases 1 to 1011 code for a protein of 336 amino acids. Gene Ontology annotation, cellular component: endoplasmic reticulum membrane. Gene Ontology annotation, biological process: sphingolipid biosynthetic process; very long-chain fatty acid biosynthetic process; fatty acid elongation. Gene Ontology annotation, molecular function: 3-hydroxyacyl-CoA dehydratase activity. NCBI's taxonomy places the organism in Eukaryota, Fungi, Basidiomycota, Tremellomycetes, Tremellales, Cryptococcaceae. The transcript is spliced from 4 exons.
AUGUCCAACAAGGCUCAAACCCAAGCUCAAGGUAAAGACAGGGUCGAGGAGGAGAAAGAGAGACUGGUGCGGCAAGGUAAAGAGGUCAGGAGCAAACUUACUCCUCUCAAGGUCUAUCUUUUAGGAUACAAUCUCAUUUCAGCUUUGUUAUGGGGACAUUUACUUUACAUUACAAUAUUGUUCAUUGUCACAUCUAGAUCAACGCCAUUAGUAACAUCCAACUCUACAUUCAAUAAACUAUUUUCAUAUUUCCCUUCUUUCUACAAGUCAUCAUCUGCUUUCAAACCUGUUCAAAAGUUGAUCAAUCAUCUGAGCGGUUCAUACGAUUUUCGAGGAUUAGGAUGGUGGACUAAAUAUACACAGUCAUUAGCUAUUCUGGAAGUGGUUCAUGCUGCUUUGGGCUGGGUGAGAAGUCCAAUUGGAACUGUUGCUGCUCAAGUAGCAAGUAGAUUAUGGACUGUUUGGGGUGUCGUUGAAGCUUCUCCUGAUAUUACUCACGCUUCACCGUUGUUCACUACCAUGUUAUUCGCAUGGUCAUUGACAGAAGUGAUCAGAUACACAUUCUAUUUUUUAUCAAUAUUAAAUAUUCAGUCACCCAUUCUGAACUGGUUAAGAUAUACGACAUUCAUUCCUUUAUAUCCUAUUGGAGCAUCUUCCGAAGCUUUUUUAUCUUUUUCGACUUUACCUUCAUUCACUUUUGCGCCCUUUUCGACUUAUCUGGCUACAUUGAUCUCUCAUUUACCGGCGAAAGGAAGAGAGGUUUUAUUGCGAACUACAAUCGGUAGAAAUUUGUUAUGGAAUUUGGCUAAAUCAAAUACCACUUCAGCUGCUAAGAAGUUGGGUGGUGGUCCGAAUGACUCGUGGGGUUUAUUGGAAUACGUCAGAUUGGGUUUAUUCUUCAUCUGGUGGCCUGCACUCUAUGUCCUAUAUACCUACAUGUUCAAACAGAGACGAAAGGUUCUUGGUAAAGGUAGAGGUAAAGUAGUUGGUGGCGCGAACAAAGCUCGGUAG